This is a messenger RNA of Camellia sinensis, 922 nucleotides long. RefSeq lists its product as uncharacterized. The record is from RefSeq and is a predicted model, not a curated record. NCBI's taxonomy places the organism in Eukaryota, Viridiplantae, Streptophyta, Magnoliopsida, Ericales, Theaceae.
CACUAAAAUUUUAACAAAACAGAGCCUUCAUAAACUCUGUUUCUCCUUAUCUCUCUCUCUCUCUUUCUCUCUCAUACACUGUCCCUCAUUUCACUCCUCGCGUCUGUCUUCUGUCUCGAUUUCUAGAGAGAGAAGAUCGAUUGAUAUAUAUAGAGAGAGAGUCAGGCGGCCGUGUUCGGACAUCAAUGGCGUUCGUAUCGUUCCUUGGGAGAGUCCUGUUUGCCUCUGUUUUCAUACUCUCUGCAUGGCAAGAGUUCAAUGAAUUUGGCGUUGAUGGUGGGCCAGCUGCGGAGUCCCUUACACCAAAGUUCAAUGUAUUCUCAAAACAUUUGUCAGUUCAAACUGGGCUGCAAGUGCCAGAUAUAGAAUCGUUUUAUUCACAGAUCAAAUUUCUAGUUGUUGCAGCCAUAGCUAUGAAGGGUCUUGGAAGCCUUCUUUUCAUUUUUGGCAGCUCUCUUGGAGCUUUUCUACUGCUUUUACACCAGGCAAUUGCUACUCCAAUUUUGUAUGACUUCUACAACUAUGAUGUUGACAAGAAAGAAUAUGCUCAACUUUUCGUCAAGUUUUCACAGAGCUUGUCAUUGUUGGGGGCAUUGCUCUUCUUUAUUGGCAUGAAAAACUCAAUGCCAAGGAGACUCAAGAAGAAGGCUCCCAAAACUAAGACGGGUUGAGAAAGAAUAUCAUGUGUUCACCUCAUGUUACAUCAUAUUAACAGUGCCAAUGUGUCUGGAAAUCACUAAGGACCGCAUUUUGGAUGCUUGUAGUGUUGAGGAGACAGUUUCUUGUUAUCUGUAUUCUUCUUUUUUGGGUUUAUUCUCACUUUUUAACAUUUAUGGUGUGAUGUUCUCAUUGAGAUUUAUGGAAAUUUUGAAUCGAGUUUUGGAAAUAUAUAAUUCAUGAGAAAAGGUCAAAUUCUGUCCUC